UCCCCCGUUCGGUCCGGCCUAGGAUCAGGGCGGCUCCUCGCUGCAGCGGCUCGGCCCGGAGCUCCCGGGCGCUGCCCUCCGUGUUCUGCGCCGCGUCCCGGUGCCGCGUGCUGGGGCUCCCGGGGCCAUGAGGCGGCCGCACGGCGCGGCGGGGGCCGCAACAUGAGCAGCUGCUGCCUGGGGCUCCGCAGAAGCUGCUUCCUGCUGUCCGUUACCGCCGCCGCCGUCCUCCUGCUGCUGUUACCCCGGGGGCAGCCCCCCGCCUCGCCCCGCCGCCGCCCGCCGCCCGCCGGGCCCAGCGGAACAGCCCCGAAACGGGAGGAGCCGCCCGCGGGGAGCGACGUGACCGGGGAGCGCGGCGGGUCGGGGGCGGCGGGGGGCGGCCGGGACAUCGCUGCGAGCCCAUGGACCGACAGGAGGAGCCGCGUGGGGCCGCACGGAGGAUCGGCCAGAGAGAGCCUGGAGCUGAAGGACAUCUUCAUCGCCGUGAAAACCACCAGGAAGUAUCACAAGAGCCGCAUGGAGCUGCUGUUCCAAACCUGGAUCUCACGAGCGAGAGGACAGACAUUUAUAUUCACAGACUGGGAGGAUCGAGAGCUGCGCCUGAAAGCAGGGGAUCAUAUGAUCAACACCAACUGUUCUGCUGUCCACACCCGACAAGCUUUGUGCUGCAAGAUGUCUGUGGAAUAUGAUAAAUUCCUAGAAUCUGGACAAAAGUGGUUUUGCCAUGUGGACGAUGACAACUAUGUGAAUCCACGGACUCUGUUGCGUCUCUUAUCUGCCUUCUCACCUAGCCAGGAUGUCUAUGUGGGGCGACCGAGUCUGGACCAUCCCAUUGAAGCAGCUGACCAUAUCCAAAGCGAUGGAUCAAAGACAAGCGUGAAAUUCUGGUUUGCCACAGGUGGAGCAGGAUUCUGUAUCAGCAGAGGUCUUGCUCUGAAGAUGAGUCCCUGGGCCAGCCUGGGUAACUUCAUCAGUACUGCAGAAAGAGUGCGCCUUCCUGAUGACUGCACGAUUGGCUACAUCAUUGAAGGGCUGCUGGAAGUAAAGCUGCUGCACAGCCCGUUGUUCCAUUCCCAUCUGGAAAAUCUGCAGAGACUACAAGGCGAGUCUGUGCUGCAACAGGUAACCCUAAGUUAUGGGGACCCUGAGAACAAACACAAUGUUGUGAGUGUGGGAGGAGUGUUUGGACUUCAGCAAGACCCAACCAGGUUUAAAUCUGUCCAUUGUCUUCUCUAUCCUGACACUAUUUGGUGCCCCAAUAAGAAGAUGUCAUAACUUCUAACCAGCUGUUGACACCUUUAUCCUACCUACUUUGCAUAAAGCAAGAGUUGUGAUGGGCUUUUUUUCUUCUGGGACACAAACAGACUUAUCUACAAAGGAGGCAGACUUUGUGCAGAAGCAAAACUGACUGGGUAAUUAUGGCAACAAGGCAUUUGUUCAGCUGCAGCCUGGGACAUUGCAGAGAAGAAAACCUGUUUCUUGUUCUUUGGUCCAGUGGCUCUUCAUAUGAUGGCUCUGAUCAUAGCUGUACAAGUCACCUUACGCUUUCAUCUCUUGUCACGUGAGCCCUGCCUAUCAUGUGAAUCUGUGCUCAGAUGCAUCCUAGGCAAAUGCAGUACUUAGAAUGAUAGCAUUCUUACUACUGUCAGCAGCUUUCAGAGGCUGUCGUCUUGAAGCUGGAAUACUGGAGCAGACUGCAGUCCCCAUGGUCGUGGGGGGAUGAAGUUUUUGCUUGUCUUUUUUGCAAACAAGACUUAGGAACUUCUGUGGCCUGCCAUAUUAUACCUCUUCCACCUGUGAGCUGAAACACGGUCUGUCUGUAAACACCAGAAGUCCAGGAAUUGCUGGGGUAGGACAAGGGUGAAAGCCUUUGUCACGAGAAAAACCCUGUAUAAGGGUAAACUGAUUCAGGACUGCACAAGAGUUGCUUACAGCGUACAUUCUUCCCAGCAGUCUUUGUGUACCUCCCAUGGAGGUGAUUGUCAGACUUGGCAGUCUUACCACUGAAUGGCAGUGGCUGUUGAUUAUGGUGGUGGUCUGCUAGGUCCGAGACUAUUCCCUUGGCAUUUGAUACUGAAGAAGUAUUUGCCAGACUAGUUGGUAACUGUUUCUCCUCCUUGGCCCUCAGCAGGUUAUAUGACUAGAGCAAUGCCCAUUGGCAGAUGAAACACCCUGUUUCUGAAGUCGUGCUGUAUACUUUACUGCCUGUGAGGGAGGAGGAAUGCUAGAUGGCUGUAGAGCCAAGAAAGUUUUUGAUGAUAACAUUUGAGGUCUUUUAAUGUGUUUGUGGUUACCCCACUUCAGCUUCUUAAGUUAACCUUUUGAGAUCAGUGUGUCUUUUUACUCUACAUCUUAAUGUUUCAGUAAGUAACUCCAGCACUUGGUAAAAGGAAACUGUAUGCUGAUAUAAAAGCAGGAGUCCAGUGCUGUAGCAAUAUCACCUGCUGCUGCAUUAGGAAUUAAAUAAGCUUAGUUUUGAAAGUGGAGGAAUUAAGUCUCCAUAUGUUUAGUUCUGUUACUCCCAGCUUUGCCUUUGUGCAAUCUAUACUAGACCUGAAGAACAGCAUGAAAAAGGAUUUUGUAAAACCACUGUUUACACUCCAACUCUUCAGAACAGACUUGCAAGCUUAGUACUAGAGGCUGGGGCUCUAAGUGGAGAAUAAUAGCAUGAUGUUGUAUAACCUGGAACUAUGACUAAUGGCUAGAGUUCGGACCUAGUAAGCUUCAGAUUCCUAUCAGCUGUGCUGAGUGGUGUAUUUCAGCUGGCUGCUUAACUUCUUCCCAUUCAAAAAGCGGUACCAUGUAGGCAAACACCUGCAGCACAUUCAAGUAUGAAAUGUAGCGUAGGUGUCAGCCUCCUGUAACAUAUUCUUCUCUGCUUUCUGUUUUUAAAGCAAACCUUUCAACAACUGGAUACAUUGGCCUCUUUGCAUGACUUUAUUUAAUUGUACAGAGGAGCAAACAAGCUGACUACUUGCUAAAGUCCACAGCUUGUUAAAUUUCUUUUCCUUUAUCUGCUAAGGCAGUGAUUCCACCAUGAGGCACAGGAACAGGAGUGCUGCAGGCAAUUGGAUCAAAGUCCAGCUAGCACAGGGGCUGUUUCGAAGCAGGAACAGGGUAGGUUGUGGGAUGUUGUACCUCUCCAUUGGGUGUUCUGCUCACUAGAACUGAGAUGUCCUGUGGUUCAAUGAUAUGUCAUUAAUGGCUCUGGAGAUUACUGGCAUCUACAGAAACACUUUUUAAAAAACACUUGGUGGGUUCUUGUUUUCAGCCUCCUCAUAGCAAGAAGUUGUGAAGCUGCUUAAGCACUUAAUGAGAUGCCAUCCUCAGUGACCUCUGUUUUCUGCUGGAGCUUUUCUUCCUCCCUAUUAAGAGCAGCCUCCUGUCAGUGCAGACAGCACAACUGGGUAGUGGCUAUGCAGCAAACUGGAGUUUAAAAGUGACAACACUUUAUACUGAUGGCAGCAGAACUGAGUACAAGUCCCAUACUGCAGUCACUUCCCACCUGAAAUGGAGUUUGCUGCCUCUUUAUCAUGCCUAGUGCUGGUAGGGUGCUUAUGGAGCUGAAAAAGGGCUGUGUUCUUCUGUAUGUCAACGCAGGAUUGUUUGUGCUCAAGCUUCUUUUAAGGUUUCUCCCGUUCACGUUACAGUAGGCUCUGUAGAUAUGCUGGGAUGCAGCUUCUUAAACUACUGUGUCAUACAUAAAAUGAUUCUAUGGAAUAAAUAUUUAAGAAUGUCAA
Messenger RNA from Coturnix japonica (Japanese quail), 3743 nucleotides. It is a transcript of the gene RFNG, whose product is annotated as RFNG O-fucosylpeptide 3-beta-N-acetylglucosaminyltransferase. Lineage: Eukaryota; Metazoa; Chordata; Aves; Galliformes; Phasianidae. Gene Ontology annotation, cellular component: Golgi membrane. Gene Ontology annotation, molecular function: O-fucosylpeptide 3-beta-N-acetylglucosaminyltransferase activity. The record is from RefSeq and is a predicted model, not a curated record. Gene Ontology annotation, biological process: pattern specification process.